Messenger RNA from Calidris pugnax (ruff), 1906 nucleotides. It is a transcript of the gene ESS2, whose product is annotated as DiGeorge syndrome critical region gene 14. NCBI's taxonomy places the organism in Eukaryota, Metazoa, Chordata, Aves, Charadriiformes, Scolopacidae. The coding region runs from base 55 to 1500 and encodes 481 amino acids. Gene Ontology annotation, cellular component: catalytic step 2 spliceosome. The transcript is spliced from 10 exons. The record is from RefSeq and is a predicted model, not a curated record.
UGACGGCAGCUGAGGAGGGUGAGGGCGCUCCCCGCCCGCCCGGGCCCCGGCGCGAUGGAGGCGGCGUCGGUUCCCGCCGUCCCCUCCGGUGCCGUGGUGCCGGUUACCGCCCCAGGCACCGUCGUGGCGACGAAGAAGGGGGCGACCCCACCGGCCCCGAAGCGCCAGAAGAAGAUCCUGGAUGAGGAGGCCUACAUCGAGGGCCUAGAGAAGAUCAUUCAGCGGGAUUUCUUUCCUGAUGUGGAGAAGCUGCGAGCGCAGAAGGAGUAUCUGGAGGCUGAGGAAAACGGUGACUUGGAGAAAAUGAGACAAAUUGCUAUCAAGUUUGGCUCCUCCUUGGGCAAAUCAUCGAGGGACACACCUGCACCCUAUGUUACUCCAGCCACGUUUGAAACCCCAGAGGUGCAUCCAGGUGCCCUUCCUUCUGGGAAUAAGUCCAAAGCUGGCACCAAAGCUGCAGAGGAAGGAGAUGGAGAAAAAGAUGAUAAAGACGCACUUCCCAGCCUGGACAGCUUCUUAGCAAAGCACACGAGUGAAGAUAAUGCUUCGUUUGAGCAGAUCAUGGAAGUGGCCAAAGAGAAGGAGAAGGUCAAGCACGCUUGGCUGUACAGCGCGGAAGAGGAGUACACACAGCGACGAAAUGAGAACCUGGCACUUCCUUCAGCAGAGCAACAAGCCCUGGAGAAUGUGAAAGCCGGACUGGAGACCUGGGAGUACACGGCUCGGAACACCCUCAUGUAUUACCCAACAGGUGUUCCUGAUGAGGAGGAUGUAUUCAAGAAGCCCAGGGAAGUUGUCCAUCGAAACACCCGUUUUAUGAAGGACCCUUUUAGCCAAGCUGUGAGCAAAUCACAGCUCCAACAAGCUGCAGCCCUCAAUGCUCAGUACAAACAGGGCAAAGUGGGACCAGAUGGGAAAGAGCUGAUACCUCAAGAGUCUCCAAAAGUGAAUGGAUAUGGAUUUGUGGCUACCCCUUCCCCUGCCCCCGGUGUGAACGAGUCUCCUUUCAUGACAUGGGGUGAAAUUGAAAGCACCCCAUUGCGUCUAGAAGGGUCAGAAACGCCGUAUGUGGACAGAACACCUGGACCAGCCUUCAAGAUCCUGGACCCUGGCCGCCGCGAGAGGCUGGGGCUCAAGAUGGCCAACGAGGCGGCAGCGAAAAACCGAGCAAAGAAGCAGGAGGCCCUUCGAAAAGUGACAGAGAACUUGGCCAGCCUCACUCCAAAAGGACUAAGCCCAGCAAUGUCACCAGCUUUGCAAAGACUAGUAAACAGGACUGCGAGUAAAUACACCGACAAGGCCCUGCGAGCCAGCUAUACUCCUUCCCCGGCCCACACGGGAACUCCUGCUUACAAGACCCCAGCAAACGGGCCUCAUACACCCACGAGCACCCCACAAUCCAGGACAGUGUCUCAGACACCAGUAUCUCAGGAUACUACAUCCAUCACGGACAAUUUACUGCAGCUUCCAAAAAGAAGGAAGGCAUCUGAUCUCUUCUGAAUAUUCUGCUCAGCAGCAAGGCGGUAGCGAACGGGCUGUCUGCAGGCUGCUGCUGUGAGCCACGGGUAGUAAUGGGUGUUUAGAUCCUGCUGCCAGAAUGAAGCCAGCAGUUUCAAGACCUGGGACCAGCAUUACUCUAGACUAUGUAGCAAAAAUAGCCUGUGCUGUGCUUUUUGGAAGCAGAGUGUCUCCUGCUGUGUGUAACUUCCCUUUGAGCUGUGUAGGUGGGAUGCACAGGGCUGCUGUCGCAAAAGGAUCCUUCUUGCAGUGGCAGAGAAGAUUCUGGACUUUUGGAAAAUGGUGAUAAUUUUUUAAAGAUAUAUUUCUUUGUUUAAGAUGACCAUGCAUUUAAAUAACGUUUCUGUACAGAUAUGUCUAUUUAUAAAAUGCAGUAAGCAUUCCUAAA